Sinocyclocheilus grahami is the source of this 2749-nucleotide messenger RNA. Its product is annotated as aftiphilin-like. Lineage: Eukaryota; Metazoa; Chordata; Actinopteri; Cypriniformes; Cyprinidae. Gene Ontology annotation, biological process: intracellular transport. Gene Ontology annotation, cellular component: trans-Golgi network membrane; AP-1 adaptor complex. Gene Ontology annotation, molecular function: clathrin binding. The record is from RefSeq and is a predicted model, not a curated record. Bases 236 to 2332 code for a protein of 698 amino acids. The transcript has 9 exons.
UGAUAAUAAAGGUCUGGCUCUCCGGUUGCAUGUUGUUGGACACGGAACUCCGGAUGAGCGUAGAAACUGGCAGUGAGAGCCGGUUUAACUUUACCUAGACAAGACGAGGCGAGACGAGACGAGACGAGACGAUACUUGUCCUCUCGCUGAACAGGUUCAGUGGCCGUCAUGAUCAUCCAUAGCGGAUAAGUGAAGGGGUGUGUGUGCAUGUGGCCACAGGUGGCGCAAGAGGACCAUGGAGCCCGAUGUCAUCCAUUUGUACUCUUCCUCUCCUCCUCCACUGGAUGAGGCUGGAGAGGAAGAAGAGGAGGAUGAGUUUGGUGAGUUUGGGGGUUUCGAUGGUAGAGGGAUGUCCUCCAGUUUCUGCUUCUCAGAGCUCAACACGCCCACAACAUUCAACCAAUCAAACGCACUGGAGGACUCCCCACCUGACCUGUACAUCAAAUCUGUGCAGAACGUCACUGUAUCGGGGAGUGGAUGGGAUAACGAGAGAAAAAUGGUAGGAGAAUCAAUCAGCGGUGUCAAGAAAACAGAGAAGGAAUCGUCUGACAUUCUCACAAAUGGCAUGACGUCCUUCAACCUACAGAUGGAGCUCUCUGCUGAAUAUGGUCAGAACUCUCCCUCGAUACUUCCCGAUGUCCAAAACAGCAGCACGGGUGAUGGACACAGCCUCAGAAAUGGCUACAGUGGGUCUUCAAAUUCAGAGCAGGACAGAGCUCUUUCCACCUGCUUACAAAGCACAGACACUGAGGAAAGCUCUGGACUAGACGGCAGUGUAGCUGAUGUGUUAGACGGAAACCAGUUAAUUAACCAAAUGGACAUCCUGUCAGACUCGAAAAAUCACUUAUCGCUUAAAGAAGAAUCUGAACCUGGAGAGACAGAAACCAUACUGGAGUUAUGUGGUGACUCCCAGUCAUUUACUUCCUGUAGAGAUACGCAGGAGGCUGAAGGUGAGCAGGACCAAAUGAAGAACUUUGUUGUAUGUGGUGACGCAGGCUGUCUUGACAUAACCGAAACAGAGACGACCCCCUCAUUGGAUGUGGAUGUAAUCUCUGACAUACAGCUGAGCGGAAACGCAAGGGAAAUUCAUGGAUCAUCUGUAAAGGCAGAGGUGGAAGUAGAUGAGGAGGUUGAGACACCCAUAGACUCCACAGCCGACGAGGAUUUCGGAGAUUUAAGAGAUGCAACUCAGGGUUCCACAGACUUCAGCCGAACUGAAUCUAUAACCCAGGAAGGAUUUCCUGAAUUUGUCACUGCAAGGUCCAGGUGCUCCACAGAUGAUGAGUUUGGUGACAUGGACACCCUGAAGGACUUCAAGGAUGACAAUGAGCUGGCUGAGGAAGCAGUGGAUGAUGAAGUAGCUUUUUGUUCAGAGUUGCAUCCUAGUGACAGUUUUGCCGACUUUAGUUCAGCUCCGUUUGGAGGUGUGGCGAUGGGAAGGGAGGACAGCUGGGCUGCAUUUGGACCACCUGAAGCCACUGAAGAGGGUCAGGAUUCAUGGGCCACAUUUGGGGAUGAACAGAGUACUUACCUUGGUAAAGAAGAACAAGAUGUUGAGACUUCAGUAGCGCCCUCUAGCGACAACCCCCAGAGUAGCACUGCUGAUUUCAGCUGCAAAAUACAGCAUCUGUUCAGAACCGCUUUCCCUUCAGACAUCCGUCCUGAGGUCAGCGGGGUCACUGAGGUCUUGCCCCUCCACAAAUUCCUACAGGCUCAGGAGCAAAGGAUUACAAGCAGCUCUUUUACACAGGAGUCAGAGUCUCAUCUUGGGAAUGCAUUGGCCAUGUGGCGCCACCUUCAGGACAUCCUCGGCACUCAUGGUCUUAAGUACAAGUGGGCUGGUUCCCAUAGCAACAGAAUACUUCUGGAUUGCCUAGGAAUCAGGAAUAUUUUGUUCACUGGAGAUAAGAAGCAGCCAGUGAUCGUGCCUAUGUUUGCUGCUGGACUGGGAAUGCUGGAACCCACCAAAGAGUCUCAAAAAUCUCCAGCCUCCCCUGCACUUUCCCCUUCUGCUCCUGUGGAGAGUGGAAAUAUUCUAUGCACUCAGGUGGCAUCCUCUUUGGCCAUUAGUAUUGACGGUGUUGAUCCAGAGAUAUAUGAACUGACUACAGCUAAAAUGGAGAACACCAGUGGUCGCAACAUUACAGAUGCAUUUACAAAACUUAUGGAGUCUAUGGAGAAAACCAGAACAACGGCCAGGAAGCCAGAAAGAGAUGAAAAGAUAAGCGAAGAAGCAGCAAAGGUCAUCUCUCUUCUCCCUGACCUGUCCUUCAUGCAGGCCAGGGUCCUAAUGUUCCCCUCCAUCCUAACUCCAGCAGCCAAUCACAUAUAACCGAACAUGGCAUCAGCCAAUCACCUUGUGGCCUCAUCAUUCAUUGACAGUUCCAAAAACAGCUCAAGUCACUGUUUGUUCCAUAAAAAAAAAAUCACAUUUAAUAUAAAGAUUGAAUCUUUUAAAAGCUACCUAUUUCUUCACUUUCACAGUUGUUAUUUUUUUUAAAAACUGGAUUGAAUUGUCCUGGAAUAUGUGAAAAUGUCCCUGAUGAUUUAUCUUUAGCAGUAAAGACACUUCAUCUUUUAUAUACACAGUAUUUAGAAUAGCAUAUUCACCUUUUAUGUAUGAUAUAUGACUUGUUUAUUAUGGUUUUAUUUUUGAGUGCUGUUUGUGAAAAUGGGAGUUAUUUUCAAUGAGGUGAAAUGCAGAAUUGCACAUUUUACUACUUGAAACCAGAGACUUUAAAUGAAUACU